Messenger RNA from Dovyalis caffra, 240 nucleotides. NCBI's taxonomy places the organism in Eukaryota, Viridiplantae, Streptophyta, Magnoliopsida, Malpighiales, Salicaceae. The record is from the annotation of a GenBank genome assembly.
AGCAAUUUGCCGGGGGAUGCAAAGAUUAAGCAACCAUCAUCUCCUGUAAAACAUCAAAAAGACCAAGUUGGAUCGACAUUUGACUAUCUUCAUUUAUACGGCCAAGAUUUAGCCAACAGAAAUCUCUUAGCAAGAGCUAAGCUUCGACUGUAUUACGUUGGUCUCCAACUUCACAUACAAUUAUACACACUUAAUUGCGUUAGAAGGCACAUUAAGAGCAAGAUGCCAAAUCUGCGCCAA